This is a messenger RNA of Alosa alosa (allis shad), 1882 nucleotides long. RefSeq names its product cellular communication network factor 2a (gene ccn2a). Lineage: Eukaryota; Metazoa; Chordata; Actinopteri; Clupeiformes; Clupeidae. Gene Ontology annotation, cellular component: extracellular region; extracellular matrix. Gene Ontology annotation, molecular function: integrin binding; heparin binding. The coding region runs from base 328 to 1362 and encodes 344 amino acids. Gene Ontology annotation, biological process: signal transduction; cell adhesion. The transcript is spliced from 5 exons. The record is from RefSeq and is a predicted model, not a curated record.
CUCCUCCUCAACCUGAGAGAGAAGCAACAGGAGCUCUGCUCUGCUCGACUACUUCUACUACUGAAGCUAAACUCUAGCUUUUACCUGAGACACGAGACGAGAACCGAACUGAAAAAGUACCGAGCAGGACUGAACUGAGCUUUUACGCUGAGCUGAACGGACGAAGAAAUACUAGAACAGAGACCCUACGAAGGAAAGGAAAGGAAAGAACAAACGAGAUCGACUUGAUCAGAAGACAGACAAUUUGAAGACACUGCUCUCAAGAGAAUAAGGAAGAUUUUGAAGACCUGAAAUUAUUUUGUUAUUACUGACGAAGAAAGAACCAACAUGUCUACUGGAAUGACCAUCCUGACAUCCCUCCUUUGCCUCACUCUCCUGCAUGUGGCUCUUGCCCAGGAGUGCAGUGGCCAGUGCAGCUGCCCCGAGGUGCCGCCUCAGUGUGCCCCCGGGGUCAGUCUGGUGUUGGACGCCUGCGGCUGCUGCCGAGUGUGUGCCAAGCAGCUUGGUGAGCUGUGCACGGAAAGGGACAUCUGCGAUCCACACAGGGGCCUCUACUGUGACUACGGAUCCCCUAGCAACCGUCGCAUUGGCGUCUGCACAGCUAGGGACGGUGCCACCUGCGUGUUUGGAAGCAUGGUCUACCGAAGCGGCGAGUCCUUCCAGAGCAGCUGCAAGUACCAGUGCACUUGCCUAGAUGGCGCUGUGGGCUGCGUGCCUCUGUGCGGCAUGGAUGUCCGCCUGCCUAGUCCCGACUGUCCAAUGCCCCGCCGGGUUAAGGUGCCUGGGAAGUGCUGCGAGGAGUGGGUGUGUGACUCCCCUCACCAGCAGACCUUUGUUGGACCUGUUCUGGCAGCUUACAGAGAGGAGGAGACCUACGGGCCUGAUCCCGCUCUGAUGAGAGAGAACUGCCUGGUCCAGACCACCGAGUGGAGCGCCUGCUCCAAGACCUGUGGCCUGGGCAUCUCAACCCGGGUUACCAACGACAACCGCGAGUGCCGCCUUGAGAAGCAGACCCGCCUCUGCAUGGUUCGCCCCUGCGAGUCCCACCUAGAGGAGAGAAUCAGGAAGGGGAAGAAGUGCAUUCGCACGCCCCGUGUCUCCAAGCCCAUGAAGUUCGAGAUCUCCGGCUGCACCACCACCAAGUCUUACCGGCCCAAGUUCUGCGGCGUGUGCACUGAUGGUCGCUGCUGCACCCCACACAGAACCACCACCCUGCCCAUGGAGUUCAAGUGCCCCGACGGUCAGGUCAUGAAGAAGCAGAUGAUGUUCAUCAAGACCUGCGCCUGCCACUACAACUGCCCCAGCGAGAACGACAUCUUUGAGUCCACAUACUACAAGAAGAUGCUUGGUGACAUGGCAUAAGUGAUGGAGAUCCAGAGAUGAAAGAAAGGAUGAACGCCACAACAAAGUCUCUGAAAAGACUGAAAGAAAGAAUGAAGGAGAAAAACUCCAUCCAUCCAUUGACUGUUCACUUGAAUCCAACAGAUAUCCAUCUCAUCUUGCAGCACAAUAUCUGUUUGUCAUGUUUCGUUUGUUUUGUUUUGUUUUUUUCCAUGUUUGUGCAUUUGCAAUUUUUUGUAUCUUUUUACAAGGAGACAAAAUCUAUAUAGGUAUAUUCAGUUUCUAUAUGUACAAUUGUAUUGAUGGAUGCCUGGGGCUACUAGCCUGACAAAACAGAUGCCCCUAAAAAGGGUUCAAAAGACAGAGGGCUGCCCUGUAGCCCUCAAAAAAACAAAUACUGCACUAUAGUCCUACUAUGUGGCAAUGUGUCUUGUCACUAAUUGGCAUCAUGCCAGUCCCCCCAAACUGUGGUGGUGGGCACCCGACUAACUUGGCAGACUUGCAACCUCUGAGCACUUGUGGUAGCAUGAAGGUGAGAGAA